AUGUCCGAGGAAAUUGCGGAUGUCGUAGACACGCAAGUGUUGACUGAGAACGUGGGAUUUCUUGAUAACUGUUUCGAUACUUCAUUUGCUUUACAAUCUUCAUUGGUUACAGUAAAGGAAUAUGCUGCUGAAGAGCAGUAUGACUCAGCAACAGUAAAGGUAUACAGGACGCAAACAUCUAAGAAAAUAAACACAACAUUGUUAUGUAAACCUCUUUCUUUAGACACCAGCAUCAGUAAAAACGCAGAAAUAUUAUCUCAGAUUGUCAGUAAAGAUGAAAUAAAAAAUAAGAACUUAAAGGAUUGGGGAUUACCACAAGAAAUAACUAAGAAAUACAGCAUGAAAGGCAUAAAGGAGAUGUUCGACUGGCAGGUCACCUGUUUAGGCAAUUCUAAAGUACUUUUGGACUACUGUAAUCUUGUGUACUCUGCUCCUACAUCUGCAGGAAAGACACUUGUAGCCGAGAUACUCACUAUAAAAACCAUACUUGAAAGACAGAAGAAAGUAAUAAUAAUAUUACCAUUUGUUUCAAUAGUCAGGGAGAAGAUGUUCUAUCUGCAGGAUAUUCUGUCAAGUUCUGGAAUAAGAGUGGAAGGUUUUAUGGGGGCACAGUGCCCCCCUGGAGGUUUACAGACUGUCCAUGUAGCUAUAUGUACUAUUGAGAAGGCCAAUAGCCUGGUUAACAAAUUACUUGAAGACGGCAAUAUAUCAGAUUUAGGUGCAGUAAUUGUGGAUGAAUUGCACCUACUUGGUGAUCCACAUCGUGGCUACAUAUUGGAACUUUUAUUAACAAAAAUCAAAUAUGUGUCGUCUAGGCUAGAUGACGUACUGAUACAAAUUGUUGGUAUGUCGGCGACACUGCCUAAUUUAGAAGUUUUAGCUCAUUGGUUAAAUGCUGAAUUGUUUGUCACACAAUUCAGACCAAUACCUUUAGAUGAAUUUUGUUUAGUUGGUAACAAACUUUUUGAUAAAUGUGGACAACUGAUGAGUACUAUAGAAAAUACAAAAAACUCUGAAGAUAGUGAUAAUGUACUAAAAAUUUGUCUGAAUACAAUCCAAGAUGGCUGUUCUGUGUUGAUAUUUUGCAUGACAAAAAAUAGGUGUGAAAACUUAGCACAGAAUGUUGCUUCCUCUUUUUAUAAACUUGGUUGUAGUGGGAAUGAAAUUGGGAUGAUAUUGAGAAAGCAGUUAAACUCUCAAAGUAUUUCAGAAGUUUUGGAGCAAUUAAAAAACUGUCCUGUUGGUUUAGACCAAAUAAUAAAAAACACUAUUUCUUUUGGAGUAGCUUAUCAUCAUGCAGGUUUGACUUUUGAUGAAAGGGAUAUAAUUGAAGGUGGUUUCAAAUCUGGAGCGAUAAGGAUUUUGAUAGCCACAUCCACACUUAGUUCUGGGGUGAAUUUACCUGCAAGAAAGGUAAUCAUCAGAUCUCCUGUGUUCCAAAGACAGCCCAUUAACAUACUGACAUAUAAACAAAUGAUAGGCAGAGCUGGAAGAAUGGGCAAAGAUACAAAAGGUGAAAGCAUACUGAUCUGUACAGAAGCAGAGAAAAAAAUAGGGUUUGACCUCAUGAUGGGUAAUUUAGAUCCUGUCAAAAGCUGUAUUGAAAGCGAGGAUAAGUACAUGAGAGCAGUUUUAGAAAUUAUUGCCAGUAAUAUUGCAAAUACCAGAGAUCACUUGGAGUUUUAUUCGAAGUGUACUUUGCUGUUUACACAAAACAAAGUAACACCUUCACAAAGCUUUCUUCUUGAUAAUACUCUGAAAGAAUUGGAAAAUUAUGAACUGGUGAGAAUUCAGAAAGAUGAAGAUGAAACUCGAUAUAUAGCUACUGCUUUAGGCAAAGCUUGUCUAUCUUCAUCUAUGGCUCCAAAUGACGGAUUAUCAUUAUUCUGUGAGCUACAAAAAGCAAGACAAUGUUUAGUUUUGGAAACUGACCUGCAUCUCAUAUAUCUGGUGACACCAUACAGUGUAAGCAGUCAAUGGGGUGAAAUAGACUGGCUUCAUUUGCUAACACUUUGGGAAUCACUGACAAGAGCAAUGAAAAGAGUAGGAGAAUUGGUUGGAGUACAAGAGAGCUUCAUCAUUCGGUGUUUAAGGGGAACCAAAAAGAUUAAUGAUAUUCAGAAUAAAUUGAACAUUCAUAAGAGGUUUUAUACAGCUUUGGCAUUACGGGAUCUCGUAAAUGAAGUGCCAUUAUCAGAGGUGGCGACGAAGUUUCAAUGUGCCCGCGGUUUCUUGCAGGGUUUGCAGCAAGCGGCUGCUACAUUCGCAGGGAUGGUUACAGCCUUUUGCCAUCAAUUAGGCUGGAGAUACAUGGAAAUGCUCAUAUCUCAGUUCCAAGACCGUUUGCACUUUGGUGUACAUUCCGAAUUGAUAGAGCUCAUGAAAUUGUCUACGCUAAAUGGUGCGAGGGCCCGCACUCUUUUUGAUGCAGGAUUUGAAACAAUUGCUUGUAUUGCCUCCUCUGAAGCAGGAUCAAUUGAAAAUGCUCUUUUAAAGGCUGGGCCUUUCCAAAGCGAAAAAGUGCAAGAAGGGGAUGACAGCGAAGACAUGAUAAAACGCAAAAAAAUAAAGAAUAUUUGGAUAACGGGAAAUUGUGGUGUGACGGCGAGAGAAGCUGCUGAAAACUUAAUAAUCGAAGCUAGGAAAUAUCUUGAACUUGAGAUUGGUGUUAGUGAAAUUAAAUGGAAUAAACCUACUGUCUGUAAUAAACCGAUAUUUAAUACCCAUGAAGAUAACACCAAAGAUGCACUGAAUAUGAAAUUAGAUGAUAAGCUAUUCAAAGAUUCUAGUAGUCAACAUAUAAUAUUGUCAUUGCCUCAAGAAACCAAAGAUGAACCAUUAACAAGAGAGACAUUAGUCCCCAAUUGUAGCAAAGAUCCUGAACGUAAUAGAACUGAUGAUACUUAUUUAAGUGCAAAUUUACGUCCCGAGGACGUAGAAGAAAAGUCAGGUAGUGAAGUGAUCGAAUAUGUCACUUCUGAUAACAUCAAUGUUGACGUUGAAGUAAAACGAAGCUGUCCAUCUAUACUUAAAGAUGAAACAAUAUGGGGCUCAAUGAAUUUUACAGAGGCUGCCAUUGAAAACAUUACCAAACUUCGGACAUCAGAAAAAAUGUUUUCACCUGACGUAAGUUUUGGAGGAGAGUUUGAAGAAAAAGCUGUGAUCUCGGAAAAUGUGACUGAAAAAUUAUCUUCCAAAUCGAUGUCAGUAAAAGAUAUUAGUCUAUUUUCAUCAGAGGGUGAUACUUCGAGCUUGUUUGACGAAAGUUUGCCUUUAGAUGUGAUUCCUAGCAAAUUCUUAGAUGAUAAAAACAUCAAAAUACAACCUUCUAAGAUUUUCAAACAAGAGACAAUUUCAGAUUUUGUGAGCAUAAAUUCAAAUUCAAUUCUCAACGCUUUUAAAUCUACUCUUCUUGACGUAGAUACGGAUGAAGAUAUUAAAUUAGUGUACGAAGAGGACAAUAAAAUUUCUGAAAACGAAUUAGAAACAGUUUUGAAUCUAUCCAAAGAUGCUGAAGUUAUUGAAACGCAAAACAUUAGUGAAACGAAAGUUAAGAAUAGUUACAUUAGCCCUUAUAAAAGGUAUAACAAAUCUGCAUUGAAUCAUACCAGACAAUUAGGAAACAAGAAAUCUGAUAAUCCACGACUAUCUUGUCAACUAUCCAAAAUAUUUAGAUUUGAAAUCGGUAACAAUGAAGCCAAAUGCUACGUCCUUAAGAAAAAUGAUAUUUUAGACAACUUUGACAUAAUUGGAAAUGUUAAUGAAGCAGCUAUUCAUUUAGACAUUAUGAAUGCUACAAUGGCUACUAAUGAAGUUAUAGGAAGCAAUAUUAUUAAACAAAGUAGACCUAAACAAAAUGAAUUGAUACCCGUACGGUUGAUUAAAGGAAUAACUUUGUAUUUUAGACAAGAUACAUGUUUUUAUAUAGACCUAGCUUCGUUAGAAACUUGUUUUUCUGAAGUAAAAUCGAAACUAAUCAAUUGGUUACAAAGAAAAUCAACAAAAUUAAGAUUAAUGUAUUUGAAAUCUAGCUAUGUCAAUGUAAAGAAAUGCUUUGGCGUAGAUUUGUUAACCGAUUGUGUGGAUAUUUCAAUAACAGAAUGGUUACUAAACAGUGAUGAAAAAGUUCCAGAUCUCACGUUUUUAACCAAAAAGUACUGUCACAUAGAUUUACAAAGCAGCUCUAUAAAAAUUGAUAAUAAAGAGAAGAAAUUUAAAAACCUUGACAAUGUAGAUAGUUCAAUUGUAAGAACGUGGUGUAUAUGGAAAAUUGCUGAUAAACAGGAGAUAGGUUUAGCUGAUCAAUACCAGCGUUUGCGAAGCGUUAUGGACCUCGAAAUCAGAACCGCUCGCGUCCUGGCGGAUUGCGAAUACUACGGUCUGGCGGUAGACAAGGAUCUGACGUCACAACUUUUGAAUGAUGUCAAAAGUUCUCAGGAAAUGCUGCAGAGACGAGCCUAUCAGAUGUGCGGGUACCAUUUUAACUUUAACUCUUCGAAGGAUGUUGCUAAGGUGCUAGGGAUGUACAAAGGUCGCCAGGUUAGUACAAAAAAGAGAGUGUUGACGUCACACAACAGCCCCAUGGCCAGCAUCGUCAUUUAUUGGAGGAAGCUCAAUGCUAUUCUCACCAAGACUUUGUACCCUCUUACUGAGAAGGCUGUCAUUUAUAGUGACGGUAACAGGAUAACCCCGUCGUACACGAUGUACACAAACACGGGUAGAAUCAGCAUGCAUGAUCCAAAUCUGCAGAGUGUGCCACGUACCUUCACAGUACCUGCUGAAUAUCUGUCAAAUACACAACUCUCCGGAGAUAUAAUUGAGUUUAAUUGCAGACGCAUCUUCCGCGCGGCGCCAGGCUACACACUGGUCUCAGCAGACUAUUGCCAGCUGGAAAUGCGAAUUCUCACACAUUACAGCGAAGACGAGGUCUUGAUGCGCAUCAUGAAGUCUAACGUGGACGUGUUUAGAGCUAUAGCUGCUUCGUGGGGACAAGUCGAUGAGGACCAGGUAUGGAUACUUAACAGUCUUAAACAAAGAGAAAGUGAAAAAUGGUUACAAAGUCCUGUGGACUCUUUAACACGCAUGUUAAAUGCGGGACAUCGCAAUGUGACUUAUCGAAAUUUGUAG
Messenger RNA from Hyposmocoma kahamanoa, 5127 nucleotides. RefSeq names its product DNA polymerase theta (gene DNApol-theta). The transcript is spliced from 10 exons. Gene Ontology annotation, molecular function: DNA binding; ATP binding; DNA-directed DNA polymerase activity. The record is from RefSeq and is a predicted model, not a curated record. Lineage: Eukaryota; Metazoa; Arthropoda; Insecta; Lepidoptera; Cosmopterigidae. The coding region runs from base 1 to 5127 and encodes 1708 amino acids. Gene Ontology annotation, biological process: DNA-templated DNA replication; double-strand break repair via alternative nonhomologous end joining.